This is a messenger RNA of Stegostoma tigrinum, 2856 nucleotides long. Its product is annotated as tetratricopeptide repeat protein 16-like. The coding region runs from base 808 to 2742 and encodes 644 amino acids. The transcript is spliced from 14 exons. The record is from RefSeq and is a predicted model, not a curated record. Lineage: Eukaryota; Metazoa; Chordata; Chondrichthyes; Orectolobiformes; Stegostomatidae. Gene Ontology annotation, molecular function: protein binding.
AACCGUGCAGAAGGCUCAGCCCCCUUUAAACAGGCUGAUAUAACUUAGUUUCAUCAUCAUGCAAAGUAACAGGAAAACUUUCGGUUGGUUUUCUACAAGUAUUUAUGCAAUUAUUCAAUUUCCUCAGACCACAAUAGCGUUGUGAAAAUUUAAAACAAAUACAAAAAAAAGCGCUGGAAAGAGGACGCGAAGGCAGAACGCGUGGAGAGAACCUCAGGCGACAAUGGCCUCCACAGAGGCUAUGGAGCAUUAUUUUUUAAAUACAUCAACUUUUCGCCUCCUGCAUAAGAUUUCUAUUAGUGGCCUCCCCGAGCUGGUUGCCUAUAGCAACAAGACGCCGAGCCAUCGGACACACAGUAACCAUAGCAACUGCAACAAUGGAACUGCAACAGUGGCAGCUUCCGGAACCCGGGAAGGGAAGUGGCUGAUACACUGUAACGUUGACUCAUCCAGGAAACUCUGCAGAUCUGGCCUCACCUGGGAGGAGAGAGCACAGACUUAAGGCUUCCAGCCUGACAUUUGAUUUGAUUUAUUAUUGUCACAUGUACUGAGAUACUGUGAAUAGUGUUGUUUUGCAUGCGAUACAGGCCGCUCUGCCAUAAGAAGUGCAUCAGGUUAGCAGAGAGAAGUGCGCAAUAGUGUUUCAUCUACAGAGAAGUUACAGAGAGAGACCAACAUUAACGUUUGAGACGUCCGUUGAAAAGUUUUCUAACAGCGGGGAAGAAGCUGUUCGUGAAUUUGUUGGUUAGAUUGUAGCUGAUUUUUGCACAUCUCUUGUCCAAUAAAGGACAAGUUGCAGAACACUGAAUGGAGAAUAAUGCAAUCAUGAAACAAACUGAGGAGCUAAAUGAGCAGGAAGAAAAUCAGUCCCAGAGUUUGAUUAAGGCUGAUGAUUUAAUGCCAGAAAUUGGUGUGUUUCCCACAGCUUUAUCUGAGGAACAACUGGAAGCAGCUACAGAGAAAGCCCGACAAAAUUUCUUUGGAUCCAGUGGGAUUUUUAAUCUGGAUGGUAUUGUUAUGAAAAAUGAUACAGUUUCAGUCAUAAUAAAUGAUCGGGCUAAAGAACACUGGGUGAAAGGAAAUCGUUUUCUUCAGAUUGGGAAACUGGAGGAAGCUGUGUUUUCAUUUAAUAAAGCAAUUGCUCUAAACCCUCAGAUGAAAGAUUUUUAUUUGGGAAGGGCUGAGGCAUAUCUCCAGAUUGGAGAUUUCCAGUCUUGUAUUGUCAACUACAGAAUGGCCAGUUCUUUGGAUCCCUCAGAUGAAGAAUUGCGAUCACAGAUAGCACUCACCUUGUACAUCCAGGGUCAAAGUCUUUUUGAAAUGAAGUUAUACAUGGAUGCCUUAGAGGUUUUUGUGCAAGCUUCAGAGAUGCAACUUGAAAAUCUUCAUUACCACAUGCGAAGUGUUGAGGUCUUGAUUGCAUUAGGACGACUUGAAGAUGCUCUUCAAUUGGUCAAUGAACAACUUGAGAAUUUAAAGUCCAAUCCCGAGCUCUAUAUUCUUCGCGCGAGGCUGCAUGAUCACUUUUCCCAAAUAGCUAAUUGUUAUCAAGAUGUUAGUAGUGCCCUGGCUUUGGAUCCGAACCAUCAGGAGGCGUUAUCACUAAUGGUUACUCUGGCAAGUAGAGCGGAAGAUGCAAAGGCACGAGCGAUUAAUAAAUCUCUGAUCGGCAACUUAAAGAGUGCUCUGGACAACAUCAAUGAAGCUAUCAACAAUAACCCCAAUAAAGCAGACUAUUUUGUCUUCAGGGGAACCCUGUAUAGGAAACUCAAGAAUUUUAAUGCAGCUAUUGACGACUACCUCUUUGUCUUGGAUAAAGUAAGCACGACAGAGAGUGACACCUACCUGGACACUCAGAAACAACUCCUUCUAACAUACAAUGACUUUGCAGUGCACUGUUACCACAAAGGGUUUAUCGAGGAGGCGAUUAUUCUCUUAAACCUGUGUAUUAGGGGAGAAAAGCAGCAAAAGGGGCUGUAUAUUAACCGAGGAGAUUGUUUCCUCAAGCAGUGUAACCUGGAUUUUGCACUAUUGGACUAUGAGCAAGCUUAUGAGCUGGACCCUGCGGACUGGCGUGUAAAAAUCCGCAUCGCUGCGAUAAACAACGAGAAAGGCCUAAUGGAACAUCAGAACGGGAACUAUCAGCAGGCCGAGCAGCAAUUUACCAGCGCCAUUGAGAGCAACCCACAGGUAUCCCAGUACUACCUUCAUAGGGCAAAAACACGAGCAAAUCUGCAGCAAAUGUCUGGUUCCCAGGAAGAUGCGAUCAUCUCAUUGCUGUUGGAUGUAAGGAAUAAAGAGGUUAUUCCACUUUUAACACACCUCUUCCCUGGAAAAUCCAGAGAUGAGAUUUUGGCCAGUAAAAUUGUAGCAUCUGCAAGAGCAAAGCUAAAUGCUAGCCUCCAUCCCUUUGCAUCUUCUGCCACAAAAAAUCUUCAGGCAAGAGGGAUCCUCACAACAAAUCAAGCCCAUGAGAAUGUAGACAGAAACAAAGAUGUGCAGAAGGCAGCAUCUGAUUUUGCACCAUGUAUAAAAGAAGCAGAUUUGUACAAAGAAAUUGUAGCAAGAAAGAAAAUGCUCACUCAAGAAAUCAGAGACUCCCUUCAUUACAGGAAGCCCCUACUGAUUGACAGACCAAACAUUAGUAUGAUUUUAAAACCGCUGGCUAACCCCAACCAAAGUUCAGAAGCUGCGUCACCCAAGAAGCUGUGCCAGUGGAAGAGAUCUACAGACAUCAACUAAGCAAUUCAAGUAACCCUUCAAUGCUUCUUCAGUCCAUUCAACUGAUUCAUCUAAUAAAACUACAACACUAAUGUUUGCAGAUACACUGCAAUUAAAUAGAUAUUCAAACCUCAA